Messenger RNA from Debaryomyces hansenii CBS767, 1488 nucleotides. It is a transcript of the gene TIM54, whose product is annotated as Tim54p. The transcript has a single exon. The record is from RefSeq and is a predicted model, not a curated record. NCBI's taxonomy places the organism in Eukaryota, Fungi, Ascomycota, Pichiomycetes, Serinales, Debaryomycetaceae. Gene Ontology annotation, biological process: sphingosine biosynthetic process. Gene Ontology annotation, cellular component: membrane; intracellular membrane-bounded organelle; cytoplasm. Bases 1 to 1488 code for a protein of 495 amino acids.
AUGUCAGAGAACCCAGAACCAUCUAAAGGUUCAACUCCUAAUGUUGAAGGAGCAGAAAAAGUGAACAAGCCACCAGUGAAAAAAGGAUGGUCAAAUCCAGCAUUACGAAUGAUGGGAAUUCCAAAAAUAUCGUUACCAUCACGGAAUUGGAUGAUUUUUUGGACUUUGCUUGCGAGUGUUGGUGGAGGUGUAGCAUAUGACAGAUAUCAACAAAAACAAAUAAGAAAGAAAUGGAUGGAGAAAUUUGAACCUUUGGGAGAAGAAGCAUACAGAACCGAUAGAAUCCCAAGAAAACUAUCUGUUUUUAUAGCACCACCACCGAACGAUUAUUUAGAUUCAUCGAUGGUGUAUUUCAGGAAGUAUGUAAAGCCUUUAUUGAAUGCUAGUGCCAUUGAUUUUGAUGUUUUCACGGAGAAUAGACAGGGAGACAUCAGAGCUGCAGUCGCAGAGAGAAUUAGAGAAUUGAGAAUCGAAACGAAUGAAAACGCUAAAAAGGCACAGGAAGAAGCUAAACAAGAGCAAUAUGAUGCGUCGUGGACGAAGUUUUUCAAGAAGGAUGUGCCAAACUUCUUCACCUUGAAAUUUCAAAGUAAUUCCAAAGAGGACGAAGCUCUAGUUAGCAGUAAUGACUUAUACUCACCUAAGGACGUAUUAGGGCUUUACUACUUGAAAGAACCAAUUGAUGCUAAGAGAGACGAUGAAUUGAACCCGAUGGAAGCUGGUGGGGUUAUUUGUAUCGGAAGAGGGGCAUACAAAGAAUAUAUGACCGGGGUCCACGAAGGGUUAUUAGGACCAUUGGAAGCACCAGAAGAGGUUAGGACAAUUACGGAAGUUGAUCCCCAAGUGACUGAAAACGAACCUGAGACCGCGCACAACGAUAAUGAAUCCAAAGCAGUGGUCGAAUUACCAGUGUUACCAACUGACGACUUACCAGCUGACAGUGUAGAUAAACAAGAUGCCGUACCAGAAACCCCAUCAGAGACAGCAGAAAAUACUCCAAAUGCAGAAGAAGGAGACAACGAAAAACCUGUACCCAAACCAUUCAUUACCCCAGACGAAUACCCUAACGCAACGUACGCACCAGAGUUCCAGAACGUAAGCCUCAUCAUGAAUAAGAAGAACGUUCCAGUGAUAUUUGAACAACCCGUUUACGUAUUUCCGUUACCCAUAGUGUCUGGAUUUUUGAACACCCACCGUAAGCUUUAUCGCUUUUUCACGAAAAGAAAUGUCGCCGACGAUUAUGGUUGUAGAACAUCUGUCGUCGUGCAAAACGUGUCGAGACCAUUUGUCUACAAGGACCAAUUUAUGGCGAAAGAAGAGGAAUUGGAAUGGCCUAAAAAGUGGGUGGCUACUGGUAAAGAAAAGAAUUCCGAAUGGGUUCAGGAAUUGGUGACAGACGACCGAGUAACAACCAGAAUGAAGGUGUUUGAUGUCCUGUUGGCCGCAAAAUCGACCGAUAAACCAAUCGAUAAGCCUACUAACGAAUAG